UUUGAAAACAUAACCUAUUUUUGUUGAAUCGAAAACGGUGGAAAAUAUUUUUCUUCUUAUUAGACCGGUUAUUCCGUUUUUAUAUGAUUUACAUUUAAUAUAAAUAAAAUAAGUAUAAUGGCACAUAAUAUCCAAGGCACAUUUGUUUCGCAAAAAAUAAACAAAAUUCGCUGGAGACCAGAUCCUUUCAACAAUUCUCAUAGCUUUCUUUCAUGUAGUUGGGAUGAUGAACAAAAUUCAAUUAAAUUGUGGGAUUUUCAAGAAAAUGAUGAAUUAGAAGUUCAUCCUUAUAUAGUUACACAAAUGGAACAUAAAGGAGAUACAACAGAGGCUAUAUUUUUAUCACCAGAUAUCUUCGUUUGUUCUUCAUCACUUGGAUCAGUGGGAUUAUUUAAAAUCAUUUAUAAUAAAAGCAGUGAAAUAAGUAUUGAAAGUGCCACACAGUGGCAAAAUAUUCAUAAAUUUCCAAUAGAAGUCAGUUCCUGCACUGCCAUUACCAAUUAUGAUCAAGAUAUUGUAUCUGUUGGUGAAGAUGGUAGAAUUAACCUGCUCACCUUAUCAUCGGAAAGUAUAGUUAGGAGCUAUGAAAAUGCUGAUAGUUGUUCUUUAAAAUGUGUAAUCUUCUUAAAACACAAUGAAGUAUUAACCAGUAAUAUCAGGGGUCAAAUGAAGAUAUGGGAUUUGAGAUCAAAAAGUGAAGAACCAUCUAAUAUGUUCGUAAUGAGCAGUGAUAUGGUUGCACCAACUUGUUUAACUUAUCACCCUACCCAAAGACAUUUGGUUGUUGCAGGGGAUGAAGAUGGAUCUAUAACUAUUUGGGAUUUGAGAAAAAACACUUUUCCAGUAAACCUUCUUAAGGCUCACGACGAAAGUGUUACGGAAAUUAAAUUCCAUCCUGAUUACCCUGACCAUCUAUUCAGUUCUUCAAUGGCAGGAGAUAUAUGGCAUUGGUCACUUAAACCUAAGCCUUUGUCAAGUAUGAUGAUACUUCCAUCAGAAAAGGAUGAUAACAACAUAUGGUUUGCAUCAGAUGAAUUUAAAAACAAACUGGAAGUUUAUACUUUAAUGGAUCAAUUACACAAACCAGUCAAUACUUUUGACGUUAACCAGAUGAAAAUGAUAUGUGGAUGUGAUAAUGAAGCUAUCUACUAUAUUCACGAUAUUAAACUUCAUAAUCCUACAAAAUAAAUUCUCAUUCUUUUGUACUGCA
Molecule: messenger RNA, 1210 nt
Organism: Harmonia axyridis
Lineage: Eukaryota; Metazoa; Arthropoda; Insecta; Coleoptera; Coccinellidae
Product: nucleoporin Nup43
Exons: 4
Coding region: 118-1188 (356 amino acids)
Cellular component (GO): nuclear pore outer ring
Molecular function (GO): protein binding
Source: RefSeq, a predicted model, not a curated record